This is a messenger RNA of Phaeodactylum tricornutum CCAP 1055/1, 1374 nucleotides long. RefSeq lists its product with no specific name. The transcript is spliced from 2 exons. Gene Ontology annotation, biological process: transmembrane transport. Gene Ontology annotation, molecular function: antiporter activity; xenobiotic transmembrane transporter activity. Lineage: Eukaryota; Bacillariophyta; Bacillariophyceae; Surirellales; Neidiaceae. The record is from RefSeq and is a predicted model, not a curated record. Gene Ontology annotation, cellular component: membrane. The coding region runs from base 1 to 1374 and encodes 457 amino acids.
AUGAGCAGUUACUUUUCGCUCACGGUGAAAAGGCAAACCGUCCACUUGUCGCCUACGCAAUCCAUAGGAAUCGAAGGCGGGGGCAACACUACCGAGAUGGCGGGAAACGAUAGCUGCAGUGGGAGACCGGCGGUACUUUCGCUGUCCAUGUCGUUGGAUGAUGCCGAGGAUGGCGCAAGUGCUGAACGUGAUGACGAAUCGACGGCAGCAUCCACAACCAAGCCGAGCGAAUUUCACGCCGCGGAAGAGAUAUGGCUCCUGCUAAGCCUCUCUUUCCCAUCCGUAGCGAUCCAAUUUAGCAUGUUCUUUCUGUUUCCACAAGCAGCGUCAAUUGUUGGACGCGUCCUCGGUACGGAAGAGCUCGCCGGAUUUUCCUUGGGAAGUCUGGUGGGGAAUUUGACUUGCCUUUCUAUAGUAGUCGGUACUCUUUCAGCCGCGGAUACUUUGAUGCCUCGUGCAUAUGGAAGAGGCGACUAUCCAGAGGUAGGGCGUCUGGCGAUCCGCAGUGUUGCGGCUUGUGCUGUACUGUUGCUUCCGCCGAUCAUUCCACUUUGUACAGUCGUGGUAAGGGUAUUGAUCUCCAUCGGGCAAGAUUCGACUGCAGCCGCCCUGGCUUCGUCUUGGAUUCCUCUGUAUCUAAUCGGCGUCCCCGCCAACGUAAUCUUUCGAGUAAUUCAGCGAUUUCUUGUUGCUCAGCAUCGACCUUGGCCGCCAGUCUAUGCCAGUGUGAUUCCGUGCGUGUUUGUUCAACCUGGACUUCUCCGAGUCCUGAUUCCAAGAAUGGGGCUACAGGGCUCAGCACUUGCAAUUGCAUCAACUCAGUGGAUUAUGCUUUUACUCUUAGUUCUUCACCUACGCUGUUGGCCUUCCUACAGGCCCGAAACCUGGCCAGGAUUUUCUAUAGCCUUUGUCAAAGAGGCGUUAUCCCCUGUCCCAUUUCUGGAAUUUUUGCAUUUGAGUUUCGGCGGUGUGCUUUCGCUGAGCGAAUGGUGGUUUUGGGAAGCCAUGUGUUUUGUGGCAGGAUCGUUUGGAAUGGUUGAACUUUGCGCGCAUACGAUCGCUUACAAUGUCAUACCUUUGAUGUUCAUGAUCCCUCUCGGCACAAGCAUUGGUCUAUCCGUACGAAUUGGAAACGUCCUUGGGGACGAUCCUCUUAAAGCAAAAAAGAUUGCUGCGUGGACCGUGUUCUUUAUUGCUAUUUUUGGUGCAAUCGCUGCUGUUGGUCUUUGGAUAUUCAAGUACAGCGUAAUUGGUAUGUUUACGUCUGAUCCUUCCGUGGUUGAAGAAUCCUUACGUAUUUGGGGGAAAGUGUGCUACUAUAUCUUCAACUUCUACAUUUUUGGUAUCAAUUGCGCAAUCCUCCGCUGUGAGUAA